AUGGUUGCGGCAAAGAAGCACGUCCCGAUCGUGAAGAAGCGAACCGCAAAAUUCAACCGCCAUCAGUCUGAUCGGUUCAAAUGCGUCGCCCCGAGCUGGAGGAAGCCCAAGGGUAUUGACAACCGUGUGAGGAGACGGUUCAAGGGCCAGGCGGUCAUGCCAAAGAUUGGUUUCGGAAGCAACAAGAAGACCCGUCACAUGAUGCCCUCCGGCCACAAGGCCUUCCUCGUCAACAACACCAACGACCUCGACCUCCUCCUCAUGCACAACAAGACCUACGCCGCGGAGAUCGCACACGCCGUCUCGUCGAGGAAGCGGAUACAAAUUGUGGCGCGCGCGAAGCAAUUGGGGGUGAAGGUGACGAACGGCAAGGCCAAGAUCUCGACGGAGUCAUAG
This is a messenger RNA of Neohortaea acidophila, 396 nucleotides long. RefSeq names its product ribosomal protein L32e. Bases 1 to 396 code for a protein of 131 amino acids. NCBI's taxonomy places the organism in Eukaryota, Fungi, Ascomycota, Dothideomycetes, Mycosphaerellales, Teratosphaeriaceae. Gene Ontology annotation, cellular component: cytosolic large ribosomal subunit; ribosome. Gene Ontology annotation, molecular function: structural constituent of ribosome. Gene Ontology annotation, biological process: translation. The record is from RefSeq and is a predicted model, not a curated record. The transcript is spliced from 3 exons.